AUGACGCUAUACUACACCUUGUGUUUCGCGCUCCUCAUGGCCGAGGUGGGCCUCUUCACAACCAUCAUCGCACCCAUGCCCUUCACCAUGCGCAAGCGCCUGAUGCACUUCUUGAGCGAGAACCCCAUCAUCGCCAAGAUCCAGUACGGCCUCAAAAUCACCUUCAUUUUCAUCGCGGUGCUCUUCGUUGACGCCCUCCAGCGCAUGGUCCGCAUUGCGCAGGAGGGCGCAAAGGCCAAGGCGCAGCCUGAUAUCACUGACGCGCGUACCGAGGUCACGUACGCCGCUCGCCGUUUCUACGCACAGCGUAACCUCUACCUCACUGGUGCGACUCUCUUCCUCUCGCUCAUCCUCUCGCGUGUCUUCUACAUCCUCCUCGACUUUAUCAACACUCAGGAGCAGCUGAACGCCCUCUCAUCCAAGACGGCCAAGGGAUCGCAGGCCGCCGGCGAGACCGAGGAGCUCCGCAAGCGUGUGCGCGAGCUCGAGGCGCAGCUCAAGACGUCUCAGGCCCAGGGGCGCGACUUUGACACGCUCAAGAAGCAGGCGUCCCAACAGGCCAACGAGUACAACCGUCUCGCUGACGAGCACAUUAAGGCUACCGGCGCCAAGUCGGACAAGAAAGCCGACUAA
Molecule: messenger RNA, 633 nt
Organism: Cutaneotrichosporon cavernicola
Lineage: Eukaryota; Fungi; Basidiomycota; Tremellomycetes; Trichosporonales; Trichosporonaceae
Gene: YET3
Exons: 9
Coding region: 1-633 (210 amino acids)
Biological process (GO): intracellular protein transport; endoplasmic reticulum to Golgi vesicle-mediated transport
Cellular component (GO): endoplasmic reticulum membrane; endoplasmic reticulum
Source: RefSeq, a predicted model, not a curated record